This is a messenger RNA of Eleginops maclovinus (Patagonian blennie), 2066 nucleotides long. Its product is annotated as GRB2-related adapter protein-like. NCBI's taxonomy places the organism in Eukaryota, Metazoa, Chordata, Actinopteri, Perciformes, Eleginopidae. Gene Ontology annotation, cellular component: COP9 signalosome; plasma membrane; cytoplasm. Gene Ontology annotation, molecular function: phosphotyrosine residue binding; epidermal growth factor receptor binding. Gene Ontology annotation, biological process: signal transduction; regulation of MAPK cascade. The coding region runs from base 71 to 856 and encodes 261 amino acids. The record is from RefSeq and is a predicted model, not a curated record. The transcript has 5 exons.
UCACACAGCUGUAUUCUCUCUCUUCAUUCAUGAAGUGAAACUAUUUUGGUGGCCGACUCCUCUCUUCAGGAUGGAGGCGGUGGCUCUUUUCUCUUUCGAAGCUUCGGAAGCAGACGAGAUCAGUUUCCAGAAAGGGGACAUUAUCAAGGUGACAGAAAUGGAGGAUGAUUCUAGCUGGGUCACAGCAGAGGUCAAGGGGAAGCGUGGCUACGUGCCAGAAAACUACAUUUCUCUUCUUCCUUAUCCGUGGUUUGUAGGACGGGUGUCAAGACUUGAGGCCGAGAAGCGUUUGCGCUGGCAAGACACUGGAGUGUUCCUCGUCAGGGAGAGUGAAUCAGCUCCUGGAGAGUUUUCUGUUUCUGUUAGCUAUGGUGAGAGGGUGGAGCAUUUCCGGGUGCUGGAGGGGCGCGGUCAGUACUGCAUCUGGGACGAGUCGUUCUGCUCCCUGAACCGCCUGGUGGAUUACUACAGAACUCACAGCAUCGGGGUGGAAAAAGUGGUCUUUCUGAGAGACGCUGCUGCAUCCCCUCACCUGCUGCCCCAGCCUGGACGUAACCCGUACCCCAACCCUUAUAAAACAACCUCUCAAGAGUCCCUCCUCUCAGCAAACCUCUACUUUCACCCCCCUCACCCGGAGAGAGAGUCUUCCAAGCGUCUGCACGAACCGGUUGUGGGGAAACCCCGUCUGGCUCAUGCCCUCUGUGACUACACCCCCCCUCACACCGCUCACCUCCACUUCCUGCGUGGGGACAUCAUCGACCUGCUGGAUUGCUCAAGCUCGCUGACCUGGAGGGGGCGCUGUCGAGGCCGAGUAGGAAUCUUCCCGCCAGAAUACGUCCAGCCGCUGUACCACUGACACCAUAUCAAACUGUGUCGCUGCACUCCUCUGUCAGGCUGUAAUGACUUAUCUUUCUUAUACAAUGAUCCGAUCAAACAAUUUGUCCAAAAUUCAAUUAGUCCACAGACACGGAAUGAAUUUACGCACAUUUCCAGUGUUGAUUGACAGCUUUUUCUCAUAAGCAAGUUGUCAAAUACACCAGUUUCAUCAGUGGGCCUACACUUUCAACUACUGUAAUUAUGGCAGGGGUAAAGAUGGGGGUAGGGGCAACAAAGUCCAGUGAGGUCUGUGUGAAUGGAAAGUCAUAAGAUUGGUGUUUGUGUUGCAUGCGAAACCUGGAGUCGAUGUUUAUUUGAUGAAGUUACAUUGCGUAUGAAACAUAGGCCUACAUACGUUUAUGUCAAAUAGACAGUGUAGCCUAUGCUUGUAACAACCACACUGACACAUGCUAAACUCACUUUUAAAGGAUAAAUUGAGAGCUAUAGUUUGAAGUUGCAGGCCACUGACCAAACUGCAGUACUUAACAAAUUGGGAGUUAGAAUAUGGGGUGAUUGAAUGGCCUGAAAGUGUUUUUUCUCAGUCAGCUUUGGGGCCACUGUGAAAGGUUGGUAAAGUUUCGGGAACGGCAAGCAUUUUACAACAAAGUCUGUUCACAGUUCUUGGCAGAUUCUGCUGCGUAUGGGGAUAAACCGUUUUCUAAAGCCUUUUGAAGCUCCACAGGGAGCUCUGCAAAAUCUUAUAAAACUGCCUCAAGUUUACUGCAGUAUAACUUUUUAUACCAUUGAUUGGACUGCAUUUCUUACAUAAAGGGAAAUAUACAGAUGUUACUUAUGUGGGUUACAUAUUUGACUUAUAUCUGACUAAUCAGUUAAUCAAAAAAAUAAUUUUCAUAUUAAUACAUAGAAAAGAUCAUUUGUGCAGCUCUAGGGUGAAUCCUGACAACUCGUCCUCUGAGCAGCACUUUUCACCAAUAGCUCCUAUUAAAAUGCUUUAUUAAAAGUGAAACUUAACUCUAUGUUUGCUUUGUUAGCCGUCAUGUUUUUGCCUCUAACUUCCUCCUUAGUGAAUGUAAGUAAACUAUACAGCAGCCAAAUAAAGAGUGAUAUUAUCUGAUUAUAAAUACUCUAACAUGCAUUCAUUUUUGGACCAAUACUUGUAACUUAGAUGCACAUAUCUCACAAUUUAUUUGGGAUAUCACAAGAAAGAAACAUCUGAUGGUUGCCAUGAU